This is a messenger RNA of Olea europaea var. sylvestris, 1476 nucleotides long. Its product is annotated as putative late blight resistance protein homolog R1B-12. NCBI's taxonomy places the organism in Eukaryota, Viridiplantae, Streptophyta, Magnoliopsida, Lamiales, Oleaceae. Gene Ontology annotation, biological process: defense response to other organism. The transcript has 3 exons. The record is from RefSeq and is a predicted model, not a curated record. Bases 1 to 1476 code for a protein of 491 amino acids.
AUGGAGAAGAAAGAAAGCUUCUGGCUAGAAGUUUUAGCCAGUUUAAGUUCGUACGUUCUCAAAGGCCAGGACAUAUUGGAACUUAGUUACAAGCAUUUACCAAUUUAUCUAAAACCAUGGUUCCUUUACUUUAGUGCAUUUGAGGAAGACAGGGAAAUUCCAGUUAAGAAGUUGUUAUCACUAUGGGUUUCUAAAGGUUUUAUACGACAAAACAAGGAUAAGAGAUCAGAGGAUGUUGCAGAGGAAUACCUAAUUGAGUUAAUUGACAGGAACAUGGUCCAAGUUGCCAAAAGAAGACAUGACAAUGGAGUCAAAACUUGUACUGUCCAUGAUCUAAUCCAUGAUAUGUGCUUGAGAAUAGCUAGGGAAGAAAACUUUCUCAAGGUGAUCGAAGAAGGCGGUCGAACAGGCGGCGGCAGGCCAGCUGUUUCCUUAUACUCAAGGCCCUCCAUUUCUAAACUCUCUGUCGUUGGGGCCACUUCACGAAAGAGUGGAUUCUCAAUAAAUGAGCAUCACCUUCGCCUCUGUGAUCACUCUUAUCGGGAUUUCAAUUCAAGACUGUUUGAUAGCCUACAUAUCCGCUCUUUGUUUGGCAUAUCAAUUUUUUCAUUCCAUAUUUCGCGUUUGAGACUUCUUAGGGUCUUGCGGUUACCAUAUAUAAAGCGGGACAUACGAACUACCGAAUCCCUGGUUCAACUGAGGUACUUGGAAACUCCAUAUAAAGUAGGCAGACUCGAGAACCUAGAAUUCCUUAUUAUAACAUCAGGUAAUGUAGGUAUAGUCUUUUCCAAUAUCCCUAAGUUGAGACUUCUAAAAUUCAAGUACCCUAUAACAUUCCAUUCUAGUUGUGAUUUUACCUCAGAAAAUAGCAUAGAAACUCUUUCUGGUGUUUGUAUAUAUUCCUUGAAAGAUGAAGAGAAGUUGAGAUAUUUUCCCCAUCUUCGCCGCCUGAAAUGCUUUUAUUUUCUCCCUAACCACUGUCCUGACCUCAGCUUCUUUACCAAACUUGAAUCUCUCAGCAUGUUGAGUUUUCAAAAACUCAAGUUGAUUAACUUCCCCACUAAUAUCAAAAAGCUUACUCUUUUUUCUUUUGAUAUUCCUUGUGAGAUGAUGUCAUCAAUUGGGAAAUUGCCCAAUCUUGAGACUCUCAAAUUAGAAUCUCUUGACUUUAAGGGAGAAAACUGGAGCACGAAUGAGGAUGAGUUCCUGAAACUCAAAUUUUUGAAACUAAUAUCCUUGAAGUUCGAAAAUUGGAAUACCUCAAAAGAUCAUUUCCCUACACUCGAACGGUUGGUGUUGGAAAAUUGCGACUAUUUCAAGAGGAUACCUUCCGAAUUAGGCUAUAUUCCAACACUGCAGAUGAUUGAGGUAAAUUCUUGUGGCAUAAGUAUCAGAGAAUCUGCUGACGAAAUUAGGAAAGAACAGGAGGAAGAAGGAAAUGAAGAGCUUCAGGUUAUCAUAAAUGGCCGGAAUUAA